AUGCGUAGCGCAGCCUCGCAGCACCUCUCGCGGGCUCUAAGGAGCACUCGUUCCUCAGAUGUAUCACAAAUAGUUCGCCGCUCUGCACCCUUCCGGAGCCAUCAUCAACCAGCCAGACUACCAGCCAUCACCGCCUCACAGGCGCAACAUAGACCCGCGCUAAGAUCCGGUGCAUAUAUUGGCGGUUUACAGUCUCGAAGCAUAUAUAUCCAGACUCAGUCGACACCGAAUGCAUCGGCGUUGAAGUUCCUCCCCAACCACAAUGUCCUCCCACAAGGAUUUCCCUCGAGCUUCCUCGAAUACACCUCUCCGCGCGCCACGCUAGCCGCGCCGCAUCCGUCACCCCUAGCCUCGAAGCUACUCGACGUAGAUGGCGUUUCGUCGGUAUUCUACGGACCGGAUUUCAUCACGGUCACCAAAGCAGAAGAUGUGAACUGGGCACACAUCAAGCCUGAGGUGUUUAGCUUGAUCACGGAGGCCAUCACGGCCGGGGAGCCCAUUGUGAAUACGGUGGACAGGACAACUGCUGCAGAUGGACAAGAAGGAGUGGGGGAAGAUAGUCUGGCGGCGAACGACGACGAUGACGAAGUGGUCGCAAUGAUCAAGGAGCUGCUGGAGACGCGAAUUAGACCUGCCAUUCAAGAAGACGGAGGAGAUAUUGAGUUCCGUGGCUUUGAGAACGGUCUGGUGAGUUUGAAGUUACGGGGAGCAUGUCGGACUUGUGAUUCCAGUACGGUCACACUCAAGAAUGGUAUCGAGUCCAUGUUGAUGCACUAUAUCGAGGAAGUGAAAGGGGUCAAUCAAGUAUUGGAUGAAGAGGAAGAAAUUGCCAUGAAGGAAUUCGAAAAAUUCGAAGAAAAGCUCCGGCAACAGAAAGGACCCGAUGCGGCUCCUUCGACUGUGGGCAAGGGCAGCCUUGAUUUCGCUGAAUAA
Exophiala bonariae is the source of this 933-nucleotide messenger RNA. RefSeq lists its product as uncharacterized. Gene Ontology annotation, biological process: iron-sulfur cluster assembly. Gene Ontology annotation, molecular function: iron ion binding; 4 iron, 4 sulfur cluster binding. The coding region runs from base 1 to 933 and encodes 310 amino acids. Gene Ontology annotation, cellular component: mitochondrion. Lineage: Eukaryota; Fungi; Ascomycota; Eurotiomycetes; Chaetothyriales; Herpotrichiellaceae. The transcript has 2 exons. The record is from RefSeq and is a predicted model, not a curated record.